Messenger RNA from Ananas comosus (pineapple), 3232 nucleotides. Its product is annotated as DUF724 domain-containing protein 6-like. NCBI's taxonomy places the organism in Eukaryota, Viridiplantae, Streptophyta, Magnoliopsida, Poales, Bromeliaceae. The coding region runs from base 19 to 2943 and encodes 974 amino acids. The record is from RefSeq and is a predicted model, not a curated record. The transcript has 7 exons.
GCAUAAACCCUAGCCCGCAUGGAGAAGAAGAAGAAGAAGAAGCCAAAGCAGCAGGAGCGGGCGCCCUCCGGGUUCCCGGUGGGGGCGGCGGUGGAGGUGCGGAGCGACGACGAGGGCUUCCGCGGCGCCUGGUACGAGGCCGCCGUGCUCUCCCACAACCGCCGCCGCGACGACCACCAUGGCCCCUCCCUCCCCCUCACCGAGCUCGUCCACGCCGCCCACCUGCGCCCCCGCCCUCCUCCUCCCUCGCCCCCCGACCCCGACCCUCCCUUCGCCCCACACCAGCUCGUCGAGGCCUUCCACCACGACGGGUGGUGGGCCGGCGUCGUCUUCGCCCCCGGCGCCGCCCCCGACCGCUACGUCGUCAGCUUCCCCAAUUCGCGGGAGGUGAUCGAGUUCUCCGCCUCCGAGAUCCGGCCCCGGAUGGAGUGGCUCCGCGGCAAAUGGGUCCCCGCCCAAGAAUUGAGAGAUGGAGAGCCUGCAUUCACAGUUGGAGCUAAGGUUGAAGCGAAAAGGAAUCUGGGUUGGUUCUCCGCCACUGUUUUAAAAGUGAUUGGGACCACGAGUUUCCUGGUGGAGUAUGAUGUUACGGGAGUUAAUUGCAAUGGAGAAUUGAGGAAGGAGAUUCUGGAUGCUCAGUAUGUUAGGCCGGCUGCAUACGAUUUACCUGAGACAAAGGAGUUCAGUGUGUCCGGCGAGGUUGAGGUGUUUUGUGAUGGUGGGUGGUUGCCGGGGGUGGUGUCAAAUGUUCUUCCCGGCUCGAGGUAUGCCGUCAACGUGAAUGGAGAGCAGAUGGGGGAGGAGAUGGAGUUUGAUGAUACUCUAAUUAGGUCGCGGAGAGAAUGGAACGGCAGACAAUGGAUAGACAGCUCCACUGUGGCAAAGGAAAUUGGAAAGAGGCGAGCUAAUCGGACAAAGAAAUCUGUUGCCGGCACAAGCUCCAGUUCUCCAAUCUCGUUGUCAACAUCAAGUGACGAGGAUGUUGAGGUCGUGCACGAAUCUUAUUUUGAUAAUGCUGGUGACGCUGAAUCGGCUUACCCUUCUGAAAGGUUGAACAGAGGAAAGCCGAUGGAAAAUGGAUUACAUGAGCUGAAUCACUUACCUUCAUUAGGAGAUUCGAGUACCCCACUUGAACAAGGCAGUGCCAGUCCUCCUGAAAUUCCAAUGCUAGAAUAUUAUUCCUCUUCAAUAGCUGUGGCAAACCAUUCAUUUAUGCCUUCUUGUGAGAAGACUCCUACAAAUCGCACCGAGUCAACUGAAUCACCACAAGAUUCUUCACUGGGAGAGCUAACGCAUGAACGAAAUCUUCUUGGAGAGAAUAAUAUCGCAAAAACAUUAAUGAAUGGGGAAAGUUGCCAUGAUGAAUUGUGCGUUAGAUCAGAAGAUCUGUCAAAGGAUUGCAAUGCAAACCAUACAGAAGUAAAUGAUGAAGCUCAGAAUUUGCUCCCCAUUGUUGAUUCCACGAAAUUUAUAGGCGAUUCUGUUCCUUUAUCUGAUUUUGUCAGGGGAAAAAGGAAGCGAGAUACUCAAACACUACAGAGACAUAAGAAGAAGAAGAAGAAGAAGACCCAUCAUACUAUGAAGCCAAGGAAGAGAAGUAGAUUUCCAAAGAAAAACACGAAUUGCUCGCUUAACUCUAAAGAAUCGGGAGCAUUGAAACAUUCUGAAGAAGCACACGAUCAAUUCACCAAAAUACAACAUAGGAUUGAAGAGACCGAUGUGUGGAAUGACGAUCUUUAUAGUGAUGUACCUAAUUUGUCUCCACCACUUCACCGUCAAAAUGAAGAUGUUCAAGGAUGUGAUGUUGGUCGCAUGAGUAGGGUGACUGAACAAGCAGAUGUAUUACAUGUGCAAUUUGCAGCGGGAGCAUUGAUACAUUCUGAAGAAGCACACGAUCAAUUUACCGAAAUGCAACAUAGGAUUGAAGACACCGAUGUGUGGAAUGACGAUCUUUAUAGUGAUGUACCUAAUUUGUCUCCACCACUUCACCGUCAAAAUGAAGAUGUUCAAGGAUGUGAUGUUGGUCGCAUGAGUAGGGUGACUGAACAAGCAGAAGUAUUACAAGAUGGGUGUCUUGCACCUCAGAUGGCGUAUCUAAGUAAAGCUAAAGCACCAAUUGAGUGUCCGUGCACGCAGUUUUCACGUGCAGUGCAGAGAUCACCUACUACGAGGGUUGAAAGUAGUAGAGUUCAGAAGCAAGGAAGUGGAGUAGAUGGAGCUCUUCGAUCUUGUUCGAGUAAUUCUACGCCCAAGGAGUGUUGCUCUGAUGAAUCGCUAUCUGGUAGGUUUUUAGUUGCAAAUCAGAGGGCUUUGGUUGAUCAACCGACUUGUGCUACAGCGCCUGAUGAGAUGCAUCUUUCAUUCGUCAAGAGCUCUUCCUUGUGGAAAUCUAUUGAGACGAUGGAAAUCUUUCGUAGAAUGCCGCAAAAGCCACAUUUCCUUCCACUGGGGCUCUACUGUUCAGAGCUCCGUGAAGGAAUGGCUAUAGGUCUUAUGGUGUCGUUUGCCAGCUUAGUAUCAAGCAUGGGCAAGUUACGUAUUGAUGAUAGAAUCGAACUUUUCGAGGAAAAGCUAAAAAGUCUUGCCGCAUUAGAAGCACAUGGAUUUGACGUUCGCUGUGUGCGGUCUCGCCUCAACACAUUGCUGUGCAUAAAAGAUGCCCACGCGGAAUGCGAGAAGGAAAAAGAUGUACUGCUGGAGAAACUUUCGCAGAAAGAAGAUGAUAUCAACCAACUUGAUGCGGUUAUCAGCACAAUGAAUGGAGCUAUCUCAGAAGCGGAGCAAAACCUCGCACUCUUCCGCGAGAGAAGAGAUGCAAUGGCUACUCGAAGAAGAAGCGUUAGCUCCGAUAUUGCAAGUCUCAAACUGGAUGCGAGUAGAAUUGAGGAAUCACAUCUUUCCACUGGGCAGGAGUUUAACAAUGCAUUAGCUGAGCCGUGGUGAAGGGUGCAUAAAAACGUGAGCUCUCUGGCGGUUCUUUUUUUUUGCUGUAACUAACCUUAGAAGCUUCGUAUUCUACUUUAAUAGUUGGUGGAUUUUAACAAUGCAUCAAACUCUUAUGUCUAAAAUGUUACUCAAAAUUGGAAGUUAAAUAGUAGUGCAGUUCCUUUGUGAUGUUCCUAGGAAGACCGAGUCGUUUAUCAUCUGUAUCUCUGUUCUCCGUUUUUCUGACAUUAAGCAGUAUCCAUUGCCAGAUCAAUUUAUGCUGCAACUAGUGUUGCCAAUUCUGAAA